AUGCUGAAUAGUUCGAAAAAAGUCCAUAACGUUGCUUUGCUGGGUGCCAGUGGAGGAAUUGGACAACCACUGGGGCUUUUACUGAAGCAGAAUCCGGCUAUAGCUAAGUUAGCUUUAUAUGAUUUGGUAAAUACUCCAGGUGUUGCGGCUGACUUGUCGCAUAUCGACUCACCUGCCAAGAUUAGUGCACAUACCGGAGAAAAGGAGCUCACUGGAGCAUUAGAAGGAGCCGAUAUUGUUGUAAUCCCUGCUGGAGUUCCUAGAAAACCUGGAAUGACAAGGGACGACUUAUUCAAUACAAAUGCUGGUAUUGUGAAAAACUUAUGUGAGCAAGCAGCUAAAACAUGUCCUAAAGCAUUCAUGGCAAUAAUCACUAACCCAGUAAAUUCCACUGUACCGAUCGCAUAUGAAGUGUUUAAGAAGUGCGGAGUGGAUGCGUCAAAACGUAUAUUUGGAGUAACGUAUCUCGACAUUGUUCGGUCACAAUGUUUCAUUGCCGAGCUUAAGAGGUUGGACGUGACAAAAACGAACAUUCCUGUAAUUGGUGGCCACUCAGGUGUAACAAUUAUCCCAUGUUUAUCUCAAACUAAACCCUCAUGUACUUUUACUGAUGAAGAAGCAAAAAGCUUAACAGCUCGCAUUCAAGAUGCAGGCACUGAAGUAGUGAAGGCCAAAGCUGGAGGCGGUUCUGCUACGCUUUCAAUGGCUGUAGCAGCAGCUCGAUUUGUAGAAGGUCUUGUGGAUGGAUUAAAGGGCAAAAACAAUGUCAAGUGUGCUUAUGUACGUUCUGAUGCAGUACAGGGACUUGAUUACUUUUCGACGCCCUUACAGUUGGGACCAAAAGGUGUUGAAAAGAUUCUUGGAGUUGGGUCAUUGAACUCCUUCGAACAGCAGCUGCUGGAAAAGGCAAUUCCGGAGCUGAAGAAAAAUAUUGCUAAAGGAGUGAACUUUGUUAAAGGAUAG
Enterobius vermicularis (human pinworm) is the source of this 963-nucleotide messenger RNA. Lineage: Eukaryota; Metazoa; Nematoda; Chromadorea; Rhabditida; Oxyuridae. The record is from the annotation of a GenBank genome assembly.